AUGAAUAGACAACAUAUGAUAUCAUGUUCUCAAACGAUAAUAUCACCAAUAAUACAUGAAUUAAUAUUUAGUAUUGAUACUUCAUUAGAAUAUUUAUAUAAAUAUAUUGAAUUACCAUUACAAAAUAUAUUUUAUUGUUUUGGUAAUAUUUCAUCAUGUUAUUUUCGUCGACGAUCAUUAAUAGAAUUCUCAAGACAUUCAACUCAGAUACUUGUUCAAAGUUAUGCAAUAACAUUUCUUCUAUAUUUUAUUUUAUUAUUAUUUGGUCAUCUAUUUACUAUUUCUAUACAAAAUCAUUAUUUUAUUGAUCCAUUUUUAUCAAAUAAUCGACAAUGUAUUAAUAUAAAAUUUGUUCGUAUUUAUGAUAAUGAACAUGAUUUUGAAAAUAUUCGAUUAAAAGAUAAUUUUAUUCGAGAAAAUGUUAUUAUUGGAGAUCAAGUCUAUCGAAAAAAUAUAUCUAAUUAUAGUCAACUUUAUGAAUUAUUACAUCUACUUGAAGAUGAUCAUUAUAUGAUCUGUCAACGUUCACUUUAUAUAUAUGCACGUUUUCAUGCUUAUUCUUCCUUAUUACAUAGUAAUUAUUCACAAUUUCGAUUUUUUCUACCAAAUUAUCCUUCAUUUACAAUUGAUCAACCACCAUUUCUUGAUUUAUGUAUUCAUACAUCUAAUCAUACACAUUUAGAACAGAUAAAAUCUCGUUUUCUUCCAUUAGCAUCUCAUUAUUAUGCAUCUAUUAAUGUAUUUCUUUUUGAUUUUAAUUUUACACAAGUUAGUUUAACACUUUAUAUAUUAAAUAAUGAAUCAAUACAUCUUGAACGUAGUUCUAUUCAUACCGGCUGGUUAUAUGAUAUAUAUUCACGAUUUCAUUUUUUCAAAUAUAAUUAUGCCUUAUCAACAGUUUUAUUUGAUGGUUUAUCUGUAGGACAGCAUUUUAUUGAUUAUUUUGAUUAUUUAUAUGUACCUUUACCUGCUGAUCCUUUACUUGCUUUGAAUGAAAUGGUUCAACAAGCACUUUUAAUAUUACCAUUAUGUGGACUUGUACUUUGGUGUGUACCAUCAACAGCUACUCAAUUUAUUAAAAUUGUUAACAAUGCUAUUGACAAAGCUGUCUUACAAGGUCAAGGUAGUGCACAAAAAUGGGUUGCACCAUUAAGUCCUCAUCAUAUUCAUUAUAAAUUGGAUAAUGAAUUCGAGCUUGUUUUUAUUCUGGGUUAUCAAAAAACAUUAAAUAUAUCGUAUGCCGAUAAGUUUUUGAAUGAAAUACAGAAACGUUUUCGUGAUCUAUAUAAAGAUGAUCUAACAAUUGGUGGUUUCAAUCGAUCGUUUCCAUUUCGCGUUACAUAUAAUAAAGUUCUUUCUGAUAUUGAACAAGAAGAUGAAGAUGCAAAAAAAGUAAAACGUGCACCACGUUCUUAUGAAGAGUCUGAUAAAAAACAGAAAACAGUUAAGAUAGUAACUAAAAAAGGUGAUGUAACAACAGAUGAAAAAAAAAAGAAAAAACCUAAACAAAUGGCAACAUCAAACAAACAAACAAUAAAUGCUGUUCAAAAGGAAGAACUAGAUGAAGAAGAACAAGAAGAACAAGAAAAAGAAGAAAUAAAUAAUGAUGAAGAAAAACCGAUUGAAGAAACGAAAGACGAAUCGUUAGUUAAUCAAGGUGAAAAAGAAUGUCUUCCUUUAGAAGAAGUUCAACAACCAACACUUACAGUAGCUGAAAAAUUAUCAGCAAUGGGUAAAAAACCAGGACUAUUUACAAAGGCUCCAGUAACUAAAGCUUCACCUAAACCAGAGAAAGGUAAACCAAGAAAAGUUCUAGCUACAUCAAAUGCCAGCAAAAUUGAUAUCAGUACGAUCGAUUAUUCAAAAGACAAAGGUGGAGAAAAAGUGGGUAAUGGUCAAACAACUAUUACUACUCCAAUAGCUGAUCGACCUGAACAGGGAGAUUUAAAAACUAUGACUGUCGAAUCACCUAGUAUUACAUCUGGUUUAGUCGAUGGUUUUUGGUCAAAAUUAAAAAAAGUUAAUGUUUUUGCAUCAAAAACAUUAACGGCUGAUGAUUUACGUACAGGCAUUGAAGCAAUGCGUGAACAUUUAAUUGCAAAAAAUGUUGCAGCAGAUGUAGCUGAAAAAAUUUGUGAAUCUGUUUCAACUAAAUUAGCUGGAAAAACAUUAGGUUCAUUUGAAAGUCUUACAACAAAUAUUCGUCAAGCUAUGCGAGAUACAUUAGUUAUGAUUUUAACACCUAAACGACGUAUUGAUAUUCUUCGUGAUGUUGUUGAUGCACAACAAGCACGCCGUCCUUAUGCUAUUACAUUUUGUGGUGUUAAUGGUGUUGGAAAAUCAACAAAUUUAGCUAAAGUUGCUUAUUGGCUUAGUGGAAAUGAUUUACGAGUUUUAAUAGCUGGUUGUGAUACAUUUCGUGCUGGUGCAAUUGAACAAUUAUUAACACAUGUACGUCAUUUAAAUAAUAUAUUCAAUGAAAAAAAUAUGCCUAUGAUUGAAUUAUAUCAACGUGGAUAUGGAAAAGAUGCAGCUGGUAUUGCUGCAGAAGCAAUUAAUUAUGCUAAAGAUAAAAAAUUUGAUGUUGUUUUAAUUGAUACAGCUGGUCGAAUGCAAAAUGAUGAACCAUUAAUGAUUGCAUUAGCUAAAUUAAUUCAUGUGAAUAAUCCUGAUUUAGUUUUAUUUGUUGGUGAAGCAUUAGUUGGAAAUGAAGCUGUUGAUCAAGUAACAAAAUUUAAUCAAGCACUUAUUGAUAAUGCACGUUUACAUAGUAGUCCACGUGUUAUUGAUGGAAUUGUUUUAACUAAAUUUGAUACAAUUGAUGAUAAAGUUGGCGCAGCUAUAUCAAUGACUUAUACAACGGAUAAACCGAUUGUUUUUGUUGGUAUUGGACAAAAAUAUCAAGAUCUUAAAACACUUAAUGCAGAUGUUGUUACUGAAGCUCUUUUAAAAUAA
Messenger RNA from Rotaria sordida, 2955 nucleotides. NCBI's taxonomy places the organism in Eukaryota, Metazoa, Rotifera, Eurotatoria, Philodinida, Philodinidae. The record is from the annotation of a GenBank genome assembly.